This is a messenger RNA of Schizosaccharomyces osmophilus, 4662 nucleotides long. RefSeq names its product Swr1 complex histone demethylase subunit Msc1 (gene msc1). The record is from RefSeq and is a predicted model, not a curated record. Bases 1 to 4662 code for a protein of 1553 amino acids. Gene Ontology annotation, cellular component: nucleus. Gene Ontology annotation, molecular function: histone demethylase activity. The transcript has a single exon. Lineage: Eukaryota; Fungi; Ascomycota; Schizosaccharomycetes; Schizosaccharomycetales; Schizosaccharomycetaceae. Gene Ontology annotation, biological process: chromatin remodeling.
AUGCGAAAAAGUUCUCUGAACAAUUUCGCAACCUCUCAAAAUCUGUUUCAAUUUCCUUCUGUGGAUUUUGAGCACAUAACGGAAAGUGCCAUAGAAAACAGCACUUCUUCCAUUCAUUCAGCUCCUACGGAGCCUAUAUCCAUCGGUCAAGAGCAAAAAAACGGUCUUUCCUUUGAAUCCAAACCGAUUUCUUUACCUUCCAAACCUAGCGUUUGCAAAAACUUACUUACCAAUGGAACCCUGCAAUUUUCACAGGAACCGUCAGAGGAAUCCUUCGCUUUAGGUCUCGCCUACAUAAGUGAGCUUUAUACUUCUACAAAGCAUUUGGGUGCUUCGAAAAUCUUGCCACCUCCAGGUUGGUCAUGCCCUUUCACCAUAGACCCAACAACGCUGAAAUUUAUAUGCAAGGACAAUAGCCCUUCCACUCGUUCUGUACUGACUACCAUCCUUUCCAAGGACAAGGACAAGGACAAGGAAUUGCCCCCCACAGCUUCAUUAUCUGACGAAAAGCGGAUUGCCGAUCGAUCUGACUCGGUUGUUCUUUCAUAUAUUUUCGUUUUAGGGAAACAAAUUGACCUUUUGCAAUUAAAGCAAUGGCUUCAAAUUUCAAAAAAGCUCGAUAUGCCCAAGUAUGAGUUUUGGUCCCAAGCCGCCCAGUUUUAUAAGCUAGAUGUUAAUAGCUUGGAAACGGCUUAUUCUACCUACGAGUCUUCUGAUUCCCAAAAUGUCACUAAUGGUACAGGAUUUUCUAGUUCACCAAUUACUCGUCCCGUAAAACGUGCACGUCGACAAUUACAAGGUCCAAAAUGCAAGGUCUGUGACCAAGAAGGCUCUUCCUUUGUCAGUUGCUAUAUUUGCCAAUCGAGUUAUCAUUACUCCUGCUUAGAAGCUCCCUUUGCCCCCUUUGCCGAUAUCCACUACUUCACUUGUAACCGUUGUAUUCCCGAUAAUCUGAAGCUUUCCUGGAAAGAUGUUGAUUAUCACUGCAUUUCUUCAUUCCUUGACUCCAACUACCAAUUGGAAUCCUCUCUUUCUUCUUCCAUUUCUUCUUUUCGUGACGAAUUUUCACCGUUGUGUAUUCAUAAUUUAAACAAUUGCAUCCCCUCAUCAAAAUCGAAAGCUCCUGAACGAAAAACUCGUUCUUCUAAAACUAAUGACGACUCAUCCUCGUCCUUCCCUUUUGGUUUACUAAAUCCCGAAUCUCAUUAUACUUAUCUUUCUCGUUUAUCUCCUCUAGAACAGUACUUUUGGUCUUCUUCUUUUUACUUAAAUUCUUCUAGAUUUGAGACAUCUGAACAGCCGUUAAUUGGUUUUUGCAAAAACAAAACUGCUUUCCCAACUAACCGACAAAGCCCUUACUACAAUGAUCCUUGGAACCUUCCUUUCCUGCAGUUCGCAAAAUUGUCUCCAUUGAAGUUCACUCCUCCCGAAAUUUUAACUCCCACAUUACAAUUCGGACAAAUGAUGAGCUGUUCUGGAUGGAAAAAAAAUACAAUGUCUCUAUUUGGUUUACAUUACCACCAUUCUGGAUCCCCAAAGACCUGGUAUGUUAUACCUGCUGAGGAGACCGCAAAGUACGAGAAGCUGUUAUUCGAGCUCCUGCCUCUAUCGUUAAAGGAUCAGCCAGAAACAAUCAAAAACUCUUCAUUUCUUCUUCCUCUUCAAGUUAUACUGGCGAAUGGAAUUAACGUGAAUACAUUUUUGCAAUAUCCUAAUGAAUUUGUAAUUACGUUUCCUGAUACUAUUUAUACAUCCUUGGACCAUGGAUUUAAUAUACAUGAAUUUAUCCCCUUUGCUGCUAAAGAAUGGAUUACUGAUAAAUAUGCUCAGCAAUCAUUCCAAGCUUAUAAAGAACUGUGCAUACCUACACCAUUUUCGUAUGACCACAUUUUGUUAGCAAAUGCUACUGUGGAUAAAACAGUCCAUUCGGCUUAUUGGCUUAUGACAUGCUUUAAGGAACGGAUAGACACCGAGCUAAAGUUGAGGAACAAUUUUCGAAAAAAAUAUGCUUCCCUUCCUUGGGUUCCCAUCCCGUUAGAGUCAUCUGUUAUGGCUUGUAGUCAUUGUAAAACAUUUGCUUAUUUGGCUGCUGUCGGGAUUAAUAAAUCGGCUCAAACUUUCUGUUUACUACACGCUGGCCAAAAUUUGAAUAUGAAAAAUAAUGAUUUAGCAAUUAGCGUCCGAUACAACGAUGAAGCUUUACUUGAAGCUUAUGAUGCUGUCGUCGGUCGUGCCAAAAAAGCUGAAGCAUGGUUAGAAAAAUAUCGUGAGGCUUUUUCCAAUUCUCGUCCUAGCUUAAAGGUUCUUAAAGCUUUAUACAAUGAAGCGGAUACUUUAUCUUGUCCUAUACAAGAAGUUGAAGAACUUCGGUCGUUUGUUCAUAUGGGUCAAAACUGGUUGGAAAAAGCUUCUGUUAUCCUCAAAAGAAAGGCUCCUGUGAAAAAAGACAAAAGAAAAAUGAAAAGGAAUGUUAAUGAAAGCCCUUUAGAUGAAGGAAUUUCAUCUCCAACCUUUAAAUAUAAUGAAUCAGAAAUAUUGGUUGAGCUAGUUGAAGAAGGAGGUAAAUUUCCUUUUGAAAUUCAGGAACUGGAACUUCUAAAUGAAAAACUAAACCUACUAAAGUCUUACCAAAGUAAAGCAAAGUCGUUAAUGAAUCAGCAACUCACUUACGACAUAUGCUUAAAUAUGGUUAAUGAAGGAAAAGAGCUUCAAAUGGAAACACCCGAAUUAGAGUCUUUUGAAAAGCAAUUAUCUUUUACAACUUGGACAAAAAAUUAUAAAGAAGUUGUUAAUAGAGAAGAUUUCACUUUACAAGAACUGGUUGAUUUAAUCAAUCGAGGAAACGAAAUUGGGAUACCUUCCGACAGUGAAGAAAUGGCUCAAGCAUCAUUUAUAAAAGAUAAAUCUGAACGAUGGAAUAAACAGGUUGAAACAUUUUUAAUUCAAGAAGCCACGCCAACUCAAAAGUUGGUGGAAUUAAAAAACGAAGCGAAGCAAUUGUGUGUGGAUAAGAUCCUGAGUGAUCGUCUUAACGAGGUUUUGUUCAAAUCCGUUUCAUCUCAUGACCGGCUGGUUUCUUUGAUAGCAGGCUCUGAGAAUGCUGAAUUCGAAAAACGACCUACUGUUGAUGAGGCACGGAACGUUUUGAGCGAAGCCGAAGCUCUUACAAGUAAACCCGAUGAAUUUCUUAUAGUUCAAAAGCUUGUUACGAAAACGCUUGAAUGGGUUCGUAAGGGUAAACGGUUGUUUGGUAAAGCAAAUGCUCCUCUAGAAAUUUUCAAUCAACAUCUCGAACUUGUGGACCAGAAAGACUCAAGCGCAAUGAUUGAUGAAGGUUCAGAUGCUCAUUUAUACGUUGGUAAUGAGUAUUACAUCGUGGCCGGAAAUAAUCCUCUGGAUUUCCAUUACUGUUUUUGUAGGUUACCUGAGUCCGGUAUGAUGAUCGAAUGCGAAGUGUGCCAUGAAUGGUAUCAUGCCAAAUGCAUGAAAAUGUCAAAGAAAAAGCUUCGAGCUAAUGAAAAGUUCGUCUGUCCUGUAUGCGAUUAUCGUGUUGAAAUACCUCGUCAUUCCCAUCGACCUCCAUUGAUAGAACUUCAGCAAAUGGUUUCUGAUAUUCCUAGUCUUCCCUUUCGGCCCGCGGAAGUGGAUUUGCUCAAACGGGUCGUUAACGAAGCCGUAACCUUUCGUGAUCGCAUACAAAACACAAUCCAGGAUCCCUCAAGGCUUUCUUUUGAAGAUAUCCCCAUAAUUCGGUUUUUCCUGAGGAAGUUAGAGGGCGUGGAAAUAUUGUAUACAGAGGAAAUAAAUGUUUUCCGACAAAAAUUGCAUGAAUUAUUACCAAUUGCACCUCUUCCUCCCCCAUUUAUUGGUGAGAGUCGUUCUAACAGAAAACCACGACCCACAAAGCGUCAGCGUGAAAUUAUGGACCAAGUUGAAAGUGGAAAACUAACUUCUGCGGAGGGUGCUGCUGCGAUUGCAGCUACUCAAAUACGCAAUCAGACCAACUCCGUAACUAGGCUUCAAAAUGUUCACACCUUGAGCACUACCUUAUCGCCUUGGGCUAUGAAAAGUUUAGCUGAAGCUGUCUUGAGUCCAGCACCUUUGCCAACAGCUGACACACUCGUUAAUGAACCAAAGUUAACACAUCCUCCAGAUGCUAUAUCUCCUGAUAUCACAAAAAUUACUGAUUUUAAUUUGAUUGAUAAUACCGAAGCUCCGGUCACAUCAACUUCUAUAACUGAUGAUCAGGAUUCUACUGCUGUUUGUUUGUGUAAGCAACCUUUUGCUAUUUCAGAUGGAAUGGUACAAUGUCACACUUGUUCCGAAUGGUAUCAUUAUGAUUGUGUUGGUCUCUCUUCGGAAAUAGUAAGUACUCUGUCAACUUAUACAUGCCCUGAAUGCUGCAGCAAGCAGGGUAAAUUAUAUCCAUUCAUUACUCGUCCUCGUUCUAUACCCUCUUUAUGGGCUUCCCAGACGUACCCCCCUAGUGUUCUUCAAGGAACAACUGAGAAUUUUGCAACUUUGAACAAAGCAUUUACUACUUCUGCAAAUCUUUUCGAUAUGUUGACCCCUAUGGAUACAACGUCGUAUAGCUCAAAGGUUGACUAUUUUGUCGAGGAUAAAAAGCCGGAUCUCUUUACAGAAACUUACCUCAGCAUGUAG